Molecule: messenger RNA, 4820 nt
Organism: Acromyrmex echinatior (Panamanian leafcutter ant)
Lineage: Eukaryota; Metazoa; Arthropoda; Insecta; Hymenoptera; Formicidae
Gene: Eip93F
Product: Ecdysone-induced protein 93F
Biological process (GO): regulation of transcription by RNA polymerase II
Cellular component (GO): nucleus
Molecular function (GO): DNA binding
Source: RefSeq, a predicted model, not a curated record
AUCCUAAGAUGUGAUUUCAAAAAUGGCGGAUUGCCCCUAUGCCCGCUGCAUACAGGAACGCAGACACAUCCGACGGGAGCUGCUGCGAUGGACAAAGAAUAUGGUCUUCGUAGUCGGUCUGGAACGGGUAGCGGAGGAGUUGAUGGGCCGUAGGAGAUGGAAGCAAUACCAGGACACCCUGUACAGCGGCACCCGCAGCAGCGAAUCACAGCCCCACCAUCGGCUUUACCCGGCGUUGUCGUCGUCCUGCAACCCGAUACCUGGGAGUCUGGACCAGAUUGGGCCGCAGCUGCAUCACCCGGCACCCACGUCGUUGUCGUCGACGGUGCUAACGACGGCGACGACCACGACGACAACGACGACGACGACGCUUGCGACCGGUGUGGUGAAACAGGAGAGUCUGCAGAGGCAUCAUCUGCAGAACCACCAUCACUUACCCGCGCCGGUUCAGGACCAUUUACAGCAGCAACAGCAAGAGGAUUCGCGCCGUCUAAGGCCGGGCGAAGUCAAGAUCGAGGCCGCCGACGAGGAGCUCACAGACGGUGCCGCGCGGGAGGAUACUUCGACGAGGACGACGGAUACGACGACGUCGACGACGGUGACGACGACGGCGGAAGUAGCGACAACGACGGCAACGGCGACGACCAUCGGCAUCGCGACGACCACGUCGACAACGACAACCGCGACCGGCACGACGACGAUAGCGACGAGACGGCGACGUGGACGCCGGCAAAACGACGGGCAGGACGUCGACGGGGAGGAGGACGGCGAAGAGAACGACGAGGAAACGGGACGGGGCCAGAACGAAGCGGAGAAACGGCUCAAGCUCGACGAGGACGCCGACAGGUCGGCGGUCAGCCCUCUCAGAACGGAGAACGAUCGUGCGACUCGGGAUCAUCCGACUGCCAACGCUACCGACACGGAAGGGACCAAGGAACGAACGGAGGAAAUCGCGUUGGAGCGGGCACCGGUAACGCAGGGCUUACUGAGGGUAAAGAAAGAGGAGGAGCUGCAGGAAGUACCGGGUUCUGGCGGUACCACGAUACUGACGACACCGGCGACGGAUUCGGAAGGGACCAGGUCGGGGCUGUUAUGCCGCGACGGGAACGCAGCCGCGACGAGCGUCGCGACGCCGUUUCUCCUUGGAAGACGCACGAGCCCGCCGCCGGAGGACUGGAAGCCGCUCGACAAGUGUUACUUCUGCCUCGACGGCAAGCUACCCCACGACGACCAGCCGCCCCUUAGUCCGCAGAGCGACAGUAGCAGCAGCUCGCGAUCGGCGGAGUCACCGAUGUCGGUCCAGGUGGAUCCGAUGGCGGCGUCCGUGGUCGCCGCCGCUCUCAGCGGCACUUACCCCACCUUGCUGCCCCAAUGGUGCUUACCGCCGAGGGAGGCGCCCCUUGUUGGGGUGCAGACCCAUCAGGACAGCGCCGCGGCGGCCGAUCAACCGCUCGAUCUCUCGGCCAAACCCAGAAAUUCUCAGGACAACAACAUAUCUCUAUUGGAGCAACAGAAAAUACCUCUGAGAAUGCCGACAGGCAUCGAUCCCAAGACUAUCCUGAACUCGUGUUACCGCGCGAAACCGCGAAUGACCGGACCGGUUGUGACCGGCGGCAGCGGCGGGGGGACUUAUACCGAGGAGGAACUGCAGGCCGCCCUCAGGGACAUCCAGAGCGGCAAGCUCGGCACGCGGAGGGCAGCGGUAAUCUACGGGAUACCGCGUAGUACUCUGCGCAACAAGGUCUACAAGCUCGCGAUGGAACGCGAAAGGGACGCGUCCCUGACUAGCACCCAUUCACACCCUCACGAGCCCGGCGCCCCAGCCACCACCACCACCACCAUCACCACCACCACCACCACCACUACUACUACUACAACACCACCAAAUACGACCCAAAACGCCUCCGCGACCACUCCGCCCCCGCAAGUGGACGAGGUGGACGACAAAGAAUUAUCCGGUGCAGAAGAGGAGAAGGAAGUCGAGAAGGCCCUGUUGAAGCCUCUGCUGUCAUUGGAGGAUCUCGUGAGGUUUUCUACACUCGAAGGAACUGGUGGUGAUUCUCUCAGAAACUUGUUGCAACGAGGACAUGAGACAGGAGCCGAAUGGCCGGGAUUAGAACACGCGAACAUCGGUCCCUAUAUUCAGAAAAUGUUGGCUGCCGCUGCACCAUUAGGUAUGGACACGCGAGACUAUCGCAUACCCGAAGUAAUGAGGAAGCUGAUGAGUGAGGACAAGAGGUUGAACAAGAACGUGAACGGUGAUCAGUCACAGUCGCAUCACCAUCAACACCAUCCUCUCGCCGCACAUCAGCAGUCACAAUCGCAGCAGCAGCAGCGAGGGCCCAUGACGAACGACGACUUCAAUCCCAAUAUCGAGGAAGAAGCCAGCGACAGCGCUCAGGGCAGAGCGAUAUUGAAAAUUCCGUCCUACAAGCCCGCCAGCACGCCGGGCUGUUCCAGCAAGAACGGCGAGCCAACUUCCGCCGCAUUCGCCCAGAGCUUCGCGGCUGCCGCCUCGAGUCCGGGCCUUCUGGAACGAGCUAGUCCAGCGUUUUCCAGUACCAGCAGCCCCACGAAUUCGUUGGUAGGCAAAGCGGUGGCCGUCAAUUUCCGCGACGUCAUCGCCAAGAGCAUCAGCGUCAAGUUCCAAGAGGGUCAAACGCCCAGCGGGGCUGGCAUACCGGGCUGCCAACCAGCCGGUGUGGUUCCAUCGCAGCAGGCCAUGAUAACAGACCCGAGUCUGUUCAAGAGGGGUCGGUACACACCUCCACAGCCGCCACAACAACAGCAACAGCAGUCGCCGGCACAGCAAUCGCAAUCCAAGCAGCAGUCUCAAGAGGCGAACAAAUCGAAACCGGGUACUGGCGGUAAGGGCACCAGACCUAAACGCGGAAAAUACAGAAACUACGACAGGGAUAGUCUUGUCGAAGCGGUACGCGCAGUUCAGCGCGGCGAGAUGAGCGUGCAUCGUGCUGGCAGCUUUUAUGGAGUUCCGCACUCCACCCUUGAGUACAAAGUCAAGGAGCGGCAUCUCAUGAGGCCGCGCAAGAGGGACCAGAAGCAACCGGACGACAAGUCGAAGGAGACUGCGACGACGGCAGCGGCGGCAGCGGCGGCCGCGGCGAUGCGGCCGGGCACUGCUGGCGUCGACAAGAAGCCGCAGCUGAAGCCGCAGAAACCGUUCACACCGCCCGGCGGUAUACCCGGUCCGAAUGGACUGAAAAUGCCUCCGUUCAUGGAGGGCAUGCCCCACCUGCCAUUCGGACCCUUUAACUUCUGGAACCCGACGCCCUUCAUGCCCUCCCCCUUUAUGGGUGGCGCGCCGAACGUGCCGAUCCUUCCGGAACAAUAUUUCGCAUCGCAGAGAAUGCGUGGGCUGCAGGAGCAACAACGAAACGCCACGAUGGUACAGCAGCAGCAUCAGCAACGAGACCGAGAUGGAGUUGGCGUAUCCGGAACGGCAGACGCGGCCGGAACUUCGAACUCUCGAAGCGCUUCGAUGGCGAAGGCGCCGCGCGACAUGGUGGAGAGCAUUUACGAUGGGCCCGGGGCGAACGGCAGUUUCCUGGACAAUCUGAUCAGGUCGAGCCUUGAGACAGGCAUUCCAAGGGACCAGCGGGCGAUAGCGGAGGCGAGAAAUCAGCAACAGCAAUCGUCAUCGCAACACCCGGAGACGAUGAGUAGCAAGACACUGAUCGAUCAGCUUUGCAGAAACUCGAGGAGGACCCCGCUGCCGCGGAUGGCGCAAGACAGUAGCGAGGACGAAAGUUAUCGAGGACCAACGGGCAGGAUAGUGCCAGAGAGACCGGAGCGCGUGCCCACGGUUGACCUUAGCCCUUCACCGUCGGAGAGAGGUCGCACGGAAGACGGCAGCGAUCGGCUGACGUCACCACCGACACCUCUGUCGAUUUCCCGAGCGGGUAGCAGGGACGAGGACAGCACCCGUGACUCGAGGAUCGAUCGCAGCAGCAGAGAGCGCGAGGUUCACAACGGCGGCCAGGAGGAUCGCGACCGGAAGCAGCCUCUGAGUCUGCAACAGCAACAGCAGCAGCAGCAGCAGCAGCAGCAACCACAGCUGAAUCACUACCCGGACUUACACAACCUCUACGCCGCGUCAACUGACAAAAAAAGUGCCUGUGAUAGUAAGCUUAUAGUAGAUCAUUCGAGCCAGAAGACUCAGCCGCAGCAACAACAAAAGGAAUAUGCUGCCGUGAGCGGGCUGGUCGUGCAAUUGCAGAGGGGCUACAACACCGCGAGCAGCAGAUCCGGCGAGCCGACUAACAGCCAGCAGCCGGCGGCGGCGGAGCAGCGCGGCACCGCGCUCAGCAUGGAGGACUCCGUAGAGUAGACGAAAUUAAUAUAGCAGGCAGACCGUUGGACCAAGACGAAAUUGACAGAGACGAAAGUCAGAGUAGGAAGGAUCGGAGGCCAGACGAACGCGAGAAAACGGCGACAAAAAGAAAAAUAAAAUGGUACUGUAGUGCGGGCCAGGAUUUCCUAUUUUUCUCGCAUAGUCGAGCGUAGUUGCGGGAAAAUGACGCGAAUAAAUAUACAGAAAAGAGGAGGAUAGAGCAGCAGAAGUGAAAAAGGAUGAUCCACACGCACUCAUCUCAUGACUCUCUUUAAAAGUAACGACUGAAAGACUCUAGGCUGUACAUAAAGUAUAAGGCAUGUAUGUUCGGUGUUUUAAAAAUGCAAAAAUUCCUUAUUAAUGCAAAAAAAAUUAUACCUACGAAAAAAGUAAACCAUAUAGGCAAGGCUACUCUCUCGGUGUUUUUUGGAACUAAACUUAAAAUUUACCCUAUUUAAAGCAAAAAACC